AUGUCCGGAGGUGACGAGCGGACGUCAGUCGACGACUUUGUCAAGCGGCCGAACUGGGUUUCGUUUGAAUCCGAAGUUCGGCCGAGCGCUUUUCAUGUCACCCGAAUCAUGCAAAACCUUACAACGGAUGACGAAAACGUUAGUGAUACGUAUCGGCUCGCAACCACCAUCCGCGGAUGUGACGCGGUGGUUAUGAGGAGUAGUUUCGCUUUCGAACCGGACUGGUUGAGCCUCCUGACGGAAUUAUACCGAAAACCGGUCAUCACGAUUGGGCUUUUACCGACAAAAGCUAACGACAACAACGACAGCGACGACACUAGUUGGUUAGAAACGAAACACUGGUUGGACAAGCGUGAAAAAGGGUCGGUUGUUUACAUAGCCUUUGGAACGGAAACAAAACCGAGUCAGUACGAGUUGACUCAGUUGGCUUUAGGGUUAGAGUUGAGUGGAUUACCCUUUUUUUGGGUAUUAAACGACCAACGUGGGUUGUCAGAUGAUGAGGUUAUUGAGUUGCCAAGUGGGUUUGAGGAGCGGACACGUGGACAAGGUAUGGUGUGUAAGAGUUGGGCACCACAGUUCAAGAUAGUGAGUCAUGACUCGGUUGGGGUUUUGUUAAUUCACUCGGGUAUGGGUUCACUUGUGGAUGGGCUUCAACUCGGUAAACCACUUGUGUUGCUUCCAUUUACGUUUGACCAAGGUUUAAUUGCAAGUUAUUUGGUGGAAAAGAAGAUGGCAUGUAUGGUAUAUAGGGAGGAUGUGGAUGGGUCUUUUACUCCGGAAUCGGUGGCUGACUCACUGAGUCUUGUGAUGGUGAAAGAAGAUGGGAAAAUGUAUAGGGAAAGAGCCAAAGAGAUGAUGUCUUUAUUGGGUGACAAAAACGUUCAAGACAAGUGUUUGGAUGAAUUGAUGUGUUUUCUUCAAAGUUCCUCCAAAUAG
Molecule: messenger RNA, 936 nt
Organism: Helianthus annuus (common sunflower)
Lineage: Eukaryota; Viridiplantae; Streptophyta; Magnoliopsida; Asterales; Asteraceae
Product: UDP-glycosyltransferase 91A1-like
Exons: 1
Coding region: 1-936 (311 amino acids)
Molecular function (GO): UDP-glycosyltransferase activity
Source: RefSeq, a predicted model, not a curated record